This is a messenger RNA of Aspergillus thermomutatus, 8130 nucleotides long. RefSeq lists its product as uncharacterized. The coding region runs from base 1 to 8130 and encodes 2709 amino acids. Gene Ontology annotation, biological process: secondary metabolite biosynthetic process; fatty acid biosynthetic process. NCBI's taxonomy places the organism in Eukaryota, Fungi, Ascomycota, Eurotiomycetes, Eurotiales, Aspergillaceae. Gene Ontology annotation, molecular function: 3-oxoacyl-[acyl-carrier-protein] synthase activity; oxidoreductase activity; fatty acid synthase activity. The record is from RefSeq and is a predicted model, not a curated record. The transcript has 7 exons.
AUGCAUCAAGACUCCAAGACAAUGCCUAUAGCCAUCGUUGGCAUGGCAGGACGCUUCCCCGGAGAAGCCCACAACCCAAGCAAGCUAUGGGACAUGAUGGUCGACGGCCGCGAUGCCUGGUCGCCAAUACCAUCGACGCGCUUCAACCACGAGGCUUUCUACCACCCAGACCCAGCCCGGAACGGCGCGUCAAACGUCAAGGGCGGCUUCUUCAUGGAAGAAGAUCUGGGCCUUUUCGACGCCCCCUUUUUUGGCAUGACCAAAGCCGAAGCAGCAGCACUUGACCCACAACAGCGACUUCUGCUCGAGUGCACCUAUGAAGCCUUUGAGAAUGCCGGCGUGCCCAUGGCCUCCAUAUCAGGAGAAGCCCUCGGCGUCUUUGUAGGCUGUUUCUGCAAAGACUGGGGCCAGAUGACCAUGACCCGCGACCCAGACGCGGUUCCAAUGUACCAGGCGACGGGCUCGGGAGACGCGCUGCUCGCCAACCGCCUGUCGUACUUCUUCAACCUGGUCGGGCCGUCCGUCAUGCUAGACACGGCAUGCUCGUCCAGCAUGGUCGCGCUGCAUCUAGCCUGCACGGCGAUCCGGGCCGGCGACUGUCGCGGCGCCGUGGUGGCCGGGGCCAACGCGCUGCUGAACCACGACAUGCUGAACCCCAUGACCACCACGCGUUUCCUGUCGCCCGACGGGCGCAGCUACUCGUACGACUCGCGCGCCAACGGCUACGGGCGUGGCGAGGGCGUGGCGGCCCUCGUGCUGAAGCCCCUGGCAGACGCGCUGCGCGACGGCGACUGCGUGCGGGCCGUCAUCAGGAAUACGGGGUGCAAUCAAGAUGGCCGCACCCCCGGCAUCACCUUCCCGAGUGCAAAAGCCCAGGCAGCACUGCUGCGCAGAGCCCACGCCGACGCAGGGCUGAACCCUGCCGAGACGACGUAUGCCGAGUGUCAUGGGACGGGCACCCAGGCGGGCGACCCGAUAGAAGCAGCUGCCCUUUCCGACGUCUUCUGCGGCCAGGGCGCGUCCGGUGCGCCUGCUCGGGCGGCACCUUUGGUCGUAGGAUCCGUCAAGACAAACGUCGGCCAUCUUGAGGGCGCUGCUGGCGUGGCAGGCUUGGUAAAAACAGUCAUGAUGCUGGAGCACCAGACUAUCGUGCCGAAUGCUGGCUUCCAAAAGGCAAACGAGCGCAUACCUCUGAAGAAGUGGAAGCUUGAGAUCCCACAGACAACCCGGCCAUGGAUGCCGACUCAAUCAGGCGUGCUUCGUGCUUCUGUCAGCGGCUUCGGCUUUGGGGGCACCAACGCCUGUGCUAUUCUGGACCACACACAAGCCUACCUUGCCAGCCUACCCGUUCCAGGGCCGGCCAGAAUCCCAUCUCCUGCUUCGGACCUAGAUUCUGCUACAAAUCAUGUUACCAAUGGCUACCAUAAUUCAGACUGGAGGGACGAAUCUGCCUUCCGCCGGGAUGAACUGAAGACAUUGCGGAAAGCGCAGCUGGACAUCACCGGCCCCGGAGUCGAAGAAGUUCCUCAGCAGAAUGGACAGAACGGCCUGAACGGACAGAACGGCUAUCUCCACUCGUCGCCCGCAAAAUCCACCAGCCAUCAGCGCCGCAUCUUCCCCCUCUCAGCCUUCAACGCCGAAGCCGGCUCAUCCCAAGCCUCGCGCCUCGCCUCCUACCUCGAAGCCCGGAGCAACAACGACAACGAGGACACGCUCGCGGACCUCGCCCACACCCUAAUCAAGCACCGCUCCCUCCUCCCGUACCGCGCCGCCUUUGUCGCCCGCACGCCCGCCGACCUCGUCGCGGCGCUCCAGGCCUCUAACCACGCCUUCAAGACCCGCCGCACCCUGCCCGGGCUGGCCUUCGUCUUCACGGGCCAGGGCGCGGCGUGGUUCGCCAUGGGCCGCGAGCUGCUGGCCUCGGCGCCGCCGUUCGCCCGCUCGCUCGCGCGCUGCGACGCCUGGCUGCGCGAGCUCGGCGCCGACUGGUCGGCCGCAGAGGAGCUGUGCCGCGAGCAGGGCGCGACGCGCGUCGGGCUGACCCGCAUCAGCCAGCCGCUGUGCACGGCGGUGCAGCUGGCGCUGGUGGACCUGCUGGCGGACUGGGCCGUCAACCCGGUGGGAGUGGUUGGCCAUUCCAGCGGCGAGAUCGCGGCUGCGUAUGCAGCCGGGCUGAUCAGCGGGCCUGCUGCCAUGGCGGCUGCCUACUUCCGUGGUGUGGCGGCGUCGCAACCGGAGCUGCACAGCGGCGGCAUGGCGGCCGUGGCAGCGUCCGAGACAGAGGUCCGCGGGCUUCUUGGCGAGCUGCAGGCGCACAGUGGGCAGCACGGGUGUGACAUCGCCUGCUAUAACAGCCCGCUGAGCUAUACUGUCUCAGGCCCAGCCGAGGGCAUUGGCGAGCUCGUCAAGCUGUGCAAGUCUCGUGGGGUCCAAGUUCACAAGCUCCCUGUGAAUGUAGCUUACCACUCGCGGUCAAUGCAAGCGGUGGCAGAAGGCUACCGUACCGCACUCACGAAGUCAUCCUCAUUCAACCUCCAGCAUGACGAGCCGCUGCCGACUGGAAGGGCGCCCAUGUUUUCAUCAGUGUCAGGUGAGCGCCUCGACGAGCCAAGCCAGCUGGGCGCCGACUACUGGGUCGAGAACCUCGUUCAGCCAGUACGCUUCUGUGACGCUUUGAGUAGGCUGUGUCAAGAGCUUGGCGGCAAAAGUAGGAAGAGGGACCCCAAGAACAACAAAGCUCAAAACGCAGCACCUGUCGAUGUUCUCGUCGAAAUUGGACCCCAUUCGGCACUUGCCGGUCCCAUCCGUCAGAUACUCCAAGCCGAGCCAGCCCUGUCCGAGGUAUCCUACCUGUCUGUUCUUCGUCGCGGAGAGGACGCCCACGAAACAGCGCUGAAUCUUGCCGCCGCACUCUUCGAGAAGGGGUUUGCUGUGGAUCUAAGCCGAGUCAACCAGGCUCAGAGUCCGGCUGUCCAUGCUCCUUUGUCAAAUGGUCUUGCCAAUGGCCAUGUCAACGGCGACAAGGAACCGCAACCGAGCAGCGAGGUUGUCCAAGGCUCCGUUCUCGUCGACCUGCCAUCAUACCCCUGGAACCACGCCACGCGCUACUGGGCCGAGCCACGCGAGAGCUACCUCUACCGCAUGCGCAAGGAGGCCCGCCACGACCUCCUCGGCGCCAUUGUCCGCUUCAACAACCCGCUGGAACCGCGCUGGCGCAACUGGAUGCGCGUCUCGGAGCUGCCCUGGCUGCGGCACCACCGCGUGCAGGGCCUGACCGUUUACCCGGCAGCGGGCUUCCUCUGCAUGGCCAUCGAAGCCGCUCGCCAGCACGCCGCGGCGUCGCAGGAGUCCGGGACGGGCGCUAUCGGCGGGUUCGACCUGCGCGAGGUGGUCAUUGGACAGGCACUCGUGAUCCCCGAUAGCACGGACGAGGUAGAGACGAUGCUGAGCCUGCGGCCCUCUCAACAGAGGGGCUUCCGCGAGACGGGCUCCUCUGCCUCUCACGUGUGGAGUGAGUUCUUGGUCACGUCUUGCGGCGCGGACGGCAGGUGGUCUGAGCACUGCCGUGGUCUCAUUGCCGUGCGUUCAGUCGAUCAGUACAGCGGCAACAGUAACGAGGUCAGUGGGAGCCGCCUCGCGGAGCUGGAGAAGGGGCGGAAUGCUGAUCGCUGGCGUAUCGCGAAAAACACCUGUACGGACGAAAUCGACCCUGCUGCGCUAUAUGACCGUCUGACUGCCAUUGGGCUGGAGUACGGACCUUCAUUUCAAAAUCUGACGCGAGUUCGCCAUGAUGGUAGGGGAUCGGAGGCCCUGGGAACCAUCACUGUUCCGGACAUGUGCUCGCACAUGCCGAUGCAACACCACAGCGCUUUCGUCGUUCACCCUGCCUUUCUAGACGCCUGUCUGCAUGCCGUUAUGCCACUACGGCUGGACGUCCAGGGUGCGGUAGUGCCUACUUUUAUCUCGAGUGUCCACAUCUCGGCCGGCAUUUCCCAGACUCCUGGCGAGCAGUUCGAUGUCGCUGUUCACGUUGAUAAGGCGAACCGACGUCAGACGGUAGUCUCGCUGAGUGGCCAGCUCGUCGGCGACAAGACAACACACCCAGAGCCCACGGUGCGAAUUGACGGGUUGACACUCACCUCGCUCGCUGGAGGAGGCGAGCGUAGCGCCAAAGACAGCUUUCCCAUCAAGAAAUGCUUGCGGCCCCUUCUCAAGCCAGAUCCCGAUUUCCUGACGUCGGAGCUGCUCUCAAAAAUCUGCGCCCACCUGCAGCCCUUGAACCCAGAGGCAGAGCGGGCUGACCUGCUCCUCCUCGAAGAGAUGGGAUACAUCAUGGCCGAGAGAGCACUUGCGCAGGUGCCCGACAUCAGCCAUCUCCCCCAGGGCAACGAGGAUCGCGCCAAGCUCUACCGCUCCUUGACGCGCCUCCGAGACGACGUUCACACAGGCCGCAACCCACACGACGUCAAGGCGUGGAUCGCGAAGACCGCUGAGCAGCGCGCCGCUGUGUGGGAGCAAGGACGGAAUUCCACUGGCGACGAGGGCAUCUUUGUGGCUCUCGUGGGCGACCACCUCCCCGCGUUCCUGCGCGACGAGGUAGACGUGCUCUCCGUAGUGACCCGUGGCGACGCUCUUGGCCGUUACUAUGCCAACAACGUACGCAUGCGGCGGUCCUGCGAACAGGCGGCAAUAGUCGUGGAUCUACUUGCGCACCAGAACCCCAGCCUCCGUGUGCUUGAGAUCGGAGCCGGCACGGGAGGUGCCACGAUGCCGAUCCUGGAGAAGCUGGCCGGAUCGUCAGGGUCCGACAUGCCACGCUUUAUCUCUUACGAUUUCACCGAUGUCUCACCAGGCUUCUUCGGCCCAUUCCAGGCGAAGAUGGCCGAAAAGGGGUGGGAGGACCUGCCCAUCACCUACCGCAAGCUCGACAUCGAAACGGAUCCUGUUGAUCAAGGGUUUGUCGCCGGGACCUACGACCUCAUCGUUGCAUCGAACGUCCUACACGCGACGAAGGACCUCGAGCGGACUAUGCGCAAUACGCGCCACCUUCUCAGGCCCGGGGGCACACUCGUCCUCGUUGAGCUGAUGCGCAAGCCGUAUGGGGGCGUCGGCGAUUUGUUUGGCAUCUUUCCGGGGUGGUGGGUUGCCGAAGAGGCGCAUAGGCAGGACUCUCCCCUGUUGGACGAGGAUGGUUGGAAUGAAGUCUUUCAGAGGACCGGCUUUUCUGGACUGAAGGCAGCGGUCUGGGACACCGAAGACAGCUUGACACACAAGGGGACAACGCUGGUGACGACGGCCGUUGCCGAAGAGAGCCAUCAGCACCCGGCCACUGACCAAUGCUUCCGCGUCGUGAGCGGCUCAGGAUGCCCGUCAGCCGUUGUUGGGGCCGUCUGCGAGUCUCUCGGAAGCAUGGGGCCCGCACAAGCUUUCACACUGGAGCAAUACGUACAGGAUUCCAAGCUGCAGCAGCAAGACGAGCACACACACACGAUAUUUCUGGAGCUCGGUAGCUCGUCCAUGCUUCGGAACCCAAACGAAGCCAGCUGGGAAGCCAUCAAGUCCCUGGCGACGGGCAGCGAGGGUAUCAUUGGUCUAUUGCGGACGUUGCGGACGGAAAUCGGCGGUCCUCUGGUGCACCUCGACCUCGAGCCAGGAACAGACAUGUUGGCAGGAGAGCAGCUCUCGCAAACCUUGACCCGUGUCUACCGCCACGCGCUUGAAACUUAUGAGAAACAGGGUCUCCGCGAUGGAGACUCUGGCGGCGACCCAGAGCUCGAGUUUAUAGAGCGCAACAGCACUAUCCAGUUGCUACGAUUCACGGAAGACACUGCUGUGGAGCACUUUGUCACCUCCCGGGUGGGCGUACUCCGUCCUUCAGUACAGAGUAUGAACACUGGCACGCAGGCCGAAAGGCGGCUCAAGGUGGAAGUUGCGCAGCUUGGGAUGCUGGAUAGCCUGUAUUUCGGCGAUGAUGCACGCGUGGCCGGUCCGCUGGGUGCAAACGAGGUUGAAAUCGAAAUCCGAGCAGCCGGACUCAACUUCCGAGAUGUUAUGAUGGCCAUGGGCCAAAUCGAAGCGGCCGAUCUAGGUGCCGAGUGCGCCGGUACCGUGACGGCCGUUGGUUCUGCUGUCGACCAGAGCAAGAUGCGAGUUGGUGACCAUGUUGUUGCGCCUGCAGAUGGCGCGUUGUCUCAAUGUGUGCGUGUGCCAGCCAGCCGUGCACAGCACCUCCCCGAGACCAUGACCUUUGCUGAAGCAGCGACUCUGCCCAUUGUCUUCUGCACAGCGCUGCACUCGGUGCGUGUUGCCGCUGUAGAUGCUGCCGACAUCGUCCUUGUCCACGCCGCAGCCGGGGGUCUAGGUCAGGCGCUGAUCCAGCUGUGUCGCAGGGCCGGCGCGCGUAUUCUCGCCACUGUUGGCAACAGUGAGAAAAAGCGCCUCCUUGUGGACCGAUAUGGCAUUGCGGAGCAGGAUAUCUUCUGGAGUCGUGACGCCGGAUUUGAGAGCGGCGUCAUGGCAGCAACAGCGGGCAAGGGCGUCAAUGUCGUCUUUAAUUCACUGUCAGGCGAGCUUCUCCGCGCGUCCAUGCGUUGCCUCGCUCCCUGGGGGCGUUUCGUCGAGCUCGGGAAGCGGGACUUUGCCAUCAACACCUCACUCGAGAUGGCGUCGCUCGCCAAGAGUAUCAGCUUCCUGACAGUCGACCUCAUGUCACUCCUCCUUCAACGACUCGAGAAGGGUUCAGAGCUUUGGGAGAGCGUCAUGAAUAUGGCUCGUCGUCAGGAAAUUCAGCCGAUAGAACCCAUUGCCACGUUCGGAUUGGGCGAUAUUGAAAGCGCGAUGCGCACAAUGCAGGCAGGAAGACACAUCGGCAAGAUCGUACUGGAACCUAGGAAAGGGGAGUCAGGAAGGGUUAUGCCGCAGGGUGCCCCUCGUCCCUCGCUGCAUAGCGACGCUGCCUACGUGUUGGUUGGUGGUUUGGGUGGCAUCGGGCGAUCUUUCGCUUCCGUCAUGGUGCGGCAUCUCGGUGCACGUCAUCUAGUCUUCAUCUCCCGCAGCGGUGCUUCAACCCCUGAGGCACAGGACACUGUCAGAGACCUCCAACGCCUCGGGGCACAGAUUACCGUCAUAGCAUGUGACGCUUCCGACAAGGCAGCGCUCAAGGCAGAGCUCGACUCGCGCGUGUUGCCGCCCAUCAAGGGCGUCCUUCACCUAGGUCUCGUGAUCAAGAAUGAUCUCUUCCGGAACAUGGAGCUGUCCACAUGGCUUGAUUCACUCAAGCCCAAGGUGGAGGCCACCUGGAACCUCCACGAGCUACUGCCGGCCGACAUGGACUUCUUCGUUAUGCUCUCCUCCAUGGCCGCGAUAUUGGGCGUGACCAGCCAGGCAGCUUACAACGCUGCAGGCACGUUCCAAGACGCCUUUGCCAGUUUCAGGAACAACCAGUUGGGCUGGGCGGCCACAACGACCAUGGAUCUCGGAAUGGUCGUCGGCGUCGGCUACGUUGCUGACCGCAUCGGCACGCAUAAUCGGCUCCUCGCCCAAGGUUUCGAGCCUAUUCCUGAGGCCGAGUGUCUAGCUCUUAUCGAAGCCUGUCUCCCCGCUCGGUCCCAGGCCCAAGCGCCACUCAAGGCGAACAAGGUCGACCCAGGCAACAUCAUAACAGGUCUCUGGCCCGCACGGCUCCUGGAGAACAGGGGGACGGCCCGCGCACUGUACUCAGCUCCCCAGUUCGCCUACGCGCGGCAGAUGGCAACGUUGGCAGCGGCGGCCAAUGGUGGAGCGGGUGAUGGAGCUGGCGCCGAUGGGACGGGGCAGCAGCGCAUCAGAGAGUUGCUGCCGCUAGCAGAAUCGAUGGCGGACGCAGAGGGUUUGGUGCUGAGUGCCGUAGUGGGUAAAUUGGCGAGCCUCCUGAUGCUCCCCGAGGAAGAAAUUGGGGUGGACGACGGCCAGAGCAUGAGCAGCUAUGGGUUGGACUCUCUAGUGGCUGUGGAAAUGCGGAACUGGGUGGCGAGUGAUAUUCAGGUUACCGUCCCUAUCCUGGAGUUUUUGGGUACACAGAGUAUCAAGGACUUCUGUUACGCGUUGGCGAGGAAGUCCAAGCUCCUCAGGAAAGAUCUGUCCUCGGAGUAG